AUGAAUAAUAUUAACCUUCACUUGGAGCGGAUACCACCACGAUCCAGUCCAACUUUCAUUCCGCAGUACUUGAGCACACUCGCAACGCAACAUCCACGCGUCAUUGCAAUCUCCAUCGCUCUCUGUGCAGAUGGCUACAUUGGGAACUUGCAGGAACUUGCUAUGAAAAAGUACCACAUUUCUAGUCUCCAGAUCCUGGCUUACUCGUAUGUCAACGGAUUCCUCAUACUGUUAGUCUACCUAGUCGGCAACUCUGCUCUCGUCCCGGCAAUUGAUUUUGCCUCAAAGGUAAGUUACUUGUCGCUGCGCGGCGCAGCUUUUCCAGACGUCUUUGUUGUUUCCUUGUCACGGCAGAUGUCGACGGCUUUGUGUGCAUGUGCAAAUAUGCACAGAGGAGAGCAUACAUGUUGCAGGUUAAGUGUGAGUCAAUAUUUUACAAGGCCACUGAGGCAAGGAACUAGGACACCGUUCUCAAUUCCUAGACUAACGCACUCCGCGUAUACGCAUUUGUGCCACCCAGUGCUUUGUAAUGCAAUCACUAAGCAAUAG
Molecule: messenger RNA, 549 nt
Organism: Dibothriocephalus latus
Lineage: Eukaryota; Metazoa; Platyhelminthes; Cestoda; Diphyllobothriidea; Diphyllobothriidae
Source: the annotation of a GenBank genome assembly